ACCAUCUUGCUGCGCCAACGGGAGACGCCGCACCGCAACCAUGUCUGACAGCCCCCGCCCGCGCUCGCGCUUCGACAAGACCGAGUCCGACCGCCCGCCGCGCUCGCGCUUCGAUCGCCGUUCGCGGUCGCGGUCUCCCUCCAGCAGGGAGCCGGACUCGCGUCGCACGCGCACGCGCAGCCCUGUUGCGCGCGAAGGCACAGACAGCCCCGCAGCCGCCGAGGCCAAAAAGGCAAAGGCUACGGACGCUGCUGCGAAGGCGGCGGCCGCGGCUGCGAGGAUCAACGCGCAGAUUCAAGCGAAGAAGGGCAUCCAGCAUGUCGACGUGCCCCCGAUUCGCGCUGCACCUAGUCCUCCAGUCGUUCGGUCGCCGGCCGUCAAUGCAGAACGCAACACCUCCGGCGAGAUCUUCCAGCAAGAUGGCGACUACAUCAAGGACAUAGAAAUCAAUGAUCUGAAGAACCGAUACACACUGACCAAAGGAGCUGUGCAGAAAAGGAUCAAAGACGAGACAGGCGCCGAUGUCACUACUCGAGGCGAAUACUAUCCGGACAAGGCCAUGGCCACUGCUGCUAACCCGCCGUUGUACCUGCGCGUCACCAGCACCUCCAAGGAAGGCCUUGAGGCCGCUGUGCAGCAGAUUCAAGACCUGAUGAAUCAGGAGCUACCCGACCUGGUUGAUCAACGUAGAUUCCGCCGUCGCGAGCCCGAACAGUUUGAGCGUGACGAGUUCGGAAGGCGUAAAUGGCCCGAAGAGAAGCUCCCUGUCGACCUGGAACCCAUUACCGGCUUUAAUCUACGCGCGCAAGUGGUAGGUCGCGGCGGUGACAACGUCAAGUACAUCCAGCAAGAAACCGGCUGUAAGGUCCAGAUCAAAGGCCGUGGCUCAGGUUUUAUGGAGCAGCAGACUGGCGCCGAAAGCGAUGAGCCCAUGUUCCUUCACAUUGCUGGACCGAAGCCCGAGGGCGUAGAGAAAGCGAAGGAGCUGUGCGAGGAGCUUCUUAACAAAGUGAGGAGCGACUAUCAGUCUUUCAAGGAGAACGCAUCACAGGGUCGGUUUGGUGGUGGCGACCGCUACGGCGGAGGAGGAGGACGUCCAGGUUACGGCGACCGUGGUGAUCGCGAUCGCAGUCAGAGCUAUGGGCAUGGUGGCACCUACAGUGGCUAUGGCGGUCACAAUGGCCACUCUGACCUUCAUUCUCCAGUCGGCGGAGACAGCGCGACCAACCAGGCUGCCCAGAACUACAACGAACAAUGGGCCGCAUACUACGCUGCGCAAGGGCAGCAGGGACAGACAGGACAGCAGGCCGAGGACCCAUAUGCAGCUUAUGGUGGAUACGAGGCCUACAUGCAGAUGUACUACGCGUACUACCAGCAGCAGCAAGCUCAAGCUGGGACCCACCAGUCACCUCCCCCGGGUACUGCAGCUGCUCCCCCGCCCCCGCCCGGGGAGCCUGCGCCCCCCGGUGCCGCUCCGCCGCCUCCUCCUCCAUCUGGUUCGCCUCCUUCAGGCUACGGCGCGGUUCCGCCGCCUCCUGGUUUGUAAGUAUGAGGGUUGGGGAUUCUUCACGCUGUAGUGCCUCUUCCACUACCGCCCUGAUUAGGGCGGUAUGCUAUGAUUUUGUGUCCUUCAUGUCAAUUCAAUGCCAGGACAUACCACCGCUGUUGUGCUUCGGCAUACGGUCUCGCCAGCCUCCGCCCAUAUCUUUGACGGGAACUGUUAGCCCAGCUUUGAAUCGAUC
This is a messenger RNA of Paraphaeosphaeria sporulosa, 1742 nucleotides long. RefSeq lists its product as uncharacterized. Bases 41 to 1546 code for a protein of 501 amino acids. The record is from RefSeq and is a predicted model, not a curated record. The transcript is spliced from 7 exons. Lineage: Eukaryota; Fungi; Ascomycota; Dothideomycetes; Pleosporales; Didymosphaeriaceae. Gene Ontology annotation, molecular function: RNA binding. Gene Ontology annotation, cellular component: nucleus.